AUGCCGAUGCUGAGCGACCUCACGGUGGCGGAGCAGGUGGCUGCGCUGCCGCCGCUCCCGCAACUGCUGGGUAUUCAUCCUCCUGAGCCCGCCAACCCGCAGACCAAGGUCACACGACAGGCAUCAGACCGGCUGGUGUCAUCUCGCACCGGUGCUUCUUCUGCCAUGAAGAUCUCGCCACCCCAGACCCGCUCUGCGGUCACUCGUUGGCAGCCGUCCUCACGCAUACCGGCAACCAUGUCGCAAACUGUCAAGUCGCUUUCGACUGAAGCGAAGCUUGGAGCUCUGGUGUCCUCACCUGAUGUGCGCGAGGAGGAUCAGCUGCCACUCGCGCCGUCUACGCCGCACCCAGUUGAGUGUUCUCGGAGCAUGCACGAGUGGCGCCGCGUUCAGCAGUCACUGCAGCUACCCAUUGCGUAUCGCACCGAGGAGGACAUUCACCUUUCGCUGCGCCUGCUUCGAUCUCUCCCUCUCUUCGCACCACUGCUUGAUGACGACUUGCUGAUGCUGGCAGAGACAAUGGAAGUGAUGGAGGUGACAGGCGCCGGCACUGUUCUCCUGCGGAAAUGUUCUGUUGAUCAGGCCACUCACUUGUCAAGUUACGCCGGUGUUGCCGCUGCGGAGGUGACAACAACCUGUGCUGAAAAGCUUCCAUGGCGCUCACUGCCGUCGUCGUCGCAUGUACCGCAGGUGCUGGAGGAGGAGGAGGAGGAGCAUGAGCGCUCCCAGCUAAUUUGGACGGUGCCGGCAGCGCACCUGUUCAAGUGCUUCAGGGAGCAAAUGCGCCGCGGUGAGCCGCCGUCGCUGCCGUCGGGGUUUACAGAUGGCGUUCGUACCAACAUCGGCUCUGCACACUCGCCCAUCACGGCGAACAAGGAAAACAGGCGCAGUAUGGGGGCCUCACCGCUGCAGUCUUUGACAGGGGUGGCAAGACUACCAACCACCCGCGUCACUACCGCGCCGCUCUUUUCUCUGGGCGACGACGACGGUGUCGAGGAUGGCGGCGAAGCUUUCGCGUUAGUGUUGCUGAGUGGACACUGCCGCCUCGAGUGGCCUCGCGAACGCGGUCCAAUGGAGGACUCAACCGAGACGUUGCGGUGGCAGAGCUACGAGCUUCAACCGGGAGAUGCCAUGGGCUACGCUUUGAUCUGGGCUGCUUUGCCGCCUGCGGCGCAGUAUGUGACAUCUGAGAGCAGUAGGCUGCUGCUGGUGAGUUCCAAGGGCCGACCUGCUGAGGUGGCGGUGCGCUUGCGGCGAGUGUGCGGCCGCGCCAAUGAGGCGGUGCUCCGCGCGCAGCGGCAAUUUCUCAUGCACAACCUGAGCGUUCAGCUUUUCGACCCUGAUGACCCCGCUUCGCGGACGGCGCACACGACCGGCAGUGGUGAAGGUCGGACACCGAGGGAAUCGCGACCUCACGAUCACGUAGCUGCUACAGUGGUGGAGGCUGCCGCGGCUGCGGCAGAGCCUGCUGUUCCGGGUAUUGCAUCUCUUCUAGAGGAGGCGGCACGGAACUUGAUUCCUAUUCGUGUUCCAACUCAGACGGUGCUGUUUCGUGAAGGCCUCACUCCAGUGACGGAGUGCGCUAUCUACUUCAUUCUGAGCGGCGGCCUCUCCGUGGUUCGCCGUGUCUGGUCGCAGGAUCAGAAGCGGCUCUUGGGCGAGCGGGAUCGGCUCGUGCGUGCGUUGACGCCGGCCACUGGCGUCUGCCCGCCAAUGCCGCCGCUGCCGGCGACGGACAGGAUGGAGAUAGCGCAGCUAAGACCCGGUGACUAUUGUGGUGAUCUCGCCUACCUCAAUGAGGACCCCGACCACGUAACUUCGAUUGAUGCGAAGUGGACGGCAUCGUACUGGCAGAACACCCUGGCCCAGCCUACUGCCCCAUGUAGCCCAGGUGGAAGAUGUGGCGCGGUACCCGAAUGCUCGCACAAUGUCACUACUUCUACGCCUGACGAUGGUGGCGACAGCUCCCUCUUCAGGCGUCACAAGGGUACCGUGAUUGCUCAGCAAGCCUCCUCGCUCUAUGUGCUGCUUCCGCGUGCAGCGGACAGAGCGUUGGUUGGCGCGGUGCUUCAACGCAUGCGCGACCACAUUCACCGCAAGUACGCGGGCUACCGGGAUGUGUUUGCCAACUACGAUAAGGUGUACAAAUGGGCCCUCUACAAGGAACGCGUGCUGUGCGACGUGUCCAAGAAGGCCCCGAUGAACUUUCGUUAG
Messenger RNA from Leishmania braziliensis MHOM/BR/75/M2904, 2214 nucleotides. RefSeq lists its product as hypothetical. Bases 1 to 2214 code for a protein of 737 amino acids. The record is from RefSeq and is a predicted model, not a curated record. The transcript has a single exon. NCBI's taxonomy places the organism in Eukaryota, Euglenozoa, Kinetoplastea, Trypanosomatida, Trypanosomatidae.